This is a messenger RNA of Monomorium pharaonis (pharaoh ant), 4736 nucleotides long. RefSeq lists its product as uncharacterized. NCBI's taxonomy places the organism in Eukaryota, Metazoa, Arthropoda, Insecta, Hymenoptera, Formicidae. Bases 1958 to 4609 code for a protein of 883 amino acids. The transcript is spliced from 2 exons. The record is from RefSeq and is a predicted model, not a curated record.
CUUUUUAAUAGUUACAAGAAGCAAUAAAUAACAAUUUUUUUGUAAUUAUUAUCAAAAAAGCAUUAAUCAGUUUAAUUUUAUCUUAUCACAAUGUCAUGGUCGAUGCAAACAAUUUUCUUAAGUACUAAAAGAAUUAACUAAUACAAUGUUUUAUUUAUUCAGCAACACUAAUGUGAAAAUGCAUCGCUGUAAGAUUAAUUUGCUCUGUAAAAUGUUAUUAUCACUAUAUCUAGAAAAUGAUAAUUGCAAGCACGUAUAUGUACAAAGUUGAUAAAAUUUGUUUAAAUAUGUCAGUAUGCAUAUUACAAAGACAGAAUAUGUAUACUGUGUAUUGCAAAUCACAUAUUGCUAAGUUCUUAUAAACUUUUGUAUUUAAAUAUUUAUAUUCUGACGAUAUUAAGAGUUACGUGACUAGGUCAUACGGUGGGUAUUACAAAGCACCUAUAUAUAUUUUAAGUUAUAAGAAGUUACAACAUCCUUCUGGGAAAGAGCAAAGGAGAAGAUAUUUAUAAAUAGCAAAACUACUCUUUGUGGGACAACGUAUCGCGAAGCAUCAAAUCGGUUUAUUCUUCGUAAAAAAAGUCAUAUUUGUUCGUAGAUGUCAAGAGAUCUAAAGUUUCAAAGCAAUUCGAACGAAAGUUUCGAUACAAAAUUGUGCUGCACCAUUUUGUAGCGACAUCAAUCUGCCAUACUACGUAUUGACGCCAUCAGACGGAAGCAACUUUAUUUGUUAAAAAUAGAGAAAAAUAUUCACUUAUUUAUGCAGAGUGAUUGGAUUUAAAAUUUAAUAUGAUUUGAUUUGAACAUCUCCCCUGAAAAAUGUGCCAAAAAUGAAAUUGAUCGACAUAAAGACUUGGUUACGUGUGUGUGCCGCUGCAAGCAAUUUAUAAUUAAAUCUAACACAAUUAUUUAAUACAUAAUAAUAUGUUAUUGACAUUUAAUUAAAGCUUAUGUAACUGUAUUUUCUACAAAAUUGUCUGUAAUUAUUUUGUUAUAUUAAUAAAUCAAAUAAACAUACAAAGUAUGUUUCAUACACAGAAAGAGUAGAACUAUUAAAAACAGAACUUUGUAUUUAGUGUAUUACUUUCCUAGGUUUUUUAAACAAAAAAAUUUUUCUUUUCAAAUUUGCGAGUUUAUAUUUUAUGUUUCGACACAAAUCUCUACAAAUAUUAGUACUAUACAGACAAAUAGUAGAUAGAAAAGAAAAUUUUGAUAAACAACAAUAAAUGGAAAAUUUGAGAUCCGCAUUACGUGACUAUAUGAGCUUUUAAAUUAAGCUACACGUUUCGUAUCGUUAAUUAUUAACUAUAGGGCCAUCGAAAAGACAAAGAGAAACAAUAGUUUUAUUUGUCUUUAAUUCCUUUAAUCACGCUCUUCUUUCUUGCUCGAGCAGUUUACGGAAAUAUUGAGAAUCGUGAUGAGAAAUAUUUUGAGAUUAUAUUUGCCUAAAAUGUAACCGGACCAAUCCCAUUAAGCAGGCACAUUAAUGCCAAAUUACUGUAGUAUAUGUGCACGAUGGUAUGCCACGCUAGUCAAUUUAAGACUAAUUAGGACUCUGUACGUAGUGCACUGCAAAACAUAUCCUCUUUAUAUAUAAAGGACAUGUAUAUUUUGUAACGGAAUAUACCAUAUUAGAACGGAUUUUUUACGUGUCCAUUUUAUUUAAGCGUGACUGGCGCAAUUCUUAAUGUGACAUGUUAUUUAUAUAGAUCAAUAUCCUUUAUAUAAAUAGGACUGGAAGUAAUCAUUAUAAAACAGACGUUAAACCGGACAUUAUAAAGGAUGUGGUCCGCCAUAUAUAUUAAAGCGGACGAAAUAAACAAAACGCAACGCAAUAUGGCGCGAGCGGUAGCGAUAGCCGUAUCGUUCACUCACAACAGUGUUAACUUGUUACUCUAACGGCCGUCCUCUUCCCAAUUAUAAUAAAUAUUUUUAUUACUAAUUGUUGGUGUUAAUAAUGGGUGUCGAUCGACGCGGUAACCAUCGCGGUAAAUGUACGGCGUGUGAUUGCGACGAAUUUGAGUUGCCUCAGGCGGAUGAUAACACAAAUGUGUGCUCUUUUUGCGGGCAUUAUUCGCCUUUACAUGAGCGUGUGGAAAUAAUUAAAGAAGCUCAUACGCACGAAAUUACAAUGCCUACAAUAGUGGCAAUAGAAAAUUUGACUGACUCAGUACGCAAUGAAGUGAUCGAAGUAAUGGAAGUAAUCAAUCCCAAUGAAGAUCCAGACUCUCAACAAACUCUGCAAUCUGCCAACAAUGUAGAGCAACAGGAUAAUGAUAUAAUUGUAGCUGAGGAAAAUAAUUGGGUAAUAAUGGGUUACGAGUGUUUGCUUUGUGGAUUAAUUUGCAAUAAAAAAACACGUUUAAUACAUCACGUAAAUGUAACGCAUACAAACAGAUCAAAACACACAGUAAUUUGUCAUUGUCGUAAAUGCAAUUUUUAUUUUUCAAUAUUAACAGAAUUUAAGACUCAUAAAUGUGUUGCCCCGAGGUUUGCAUGUGAUUUGCCAGUUGUAGAAUUACAACAAAAUGAAACUAAUGUCAAUACUGAUGUAAUAGUAGAAAAACAUGAAAAAGAAUUGAAUCUUGCCGAUAAAAUUUUAGAUUUCUGUGUACUCCUGGAAGCAAAACAUAAAGUUCCUAAAAUAGCAAUAAACGUAAUGACAAAUUUUCUUGGCUGCAUUGGUCAUGAAAACGAUGUUUCUCAGUCAGUCUCAGAUAGAUUACGUAAACGUCAAUUGAUAAAAAAUGGUGUGUAUCUUGUUCCUCAACAAGUAGAUCUUCCUGAUGGCAGUAGUGGAUAUGUAGUGUCAAUUAUUGAUAUAAUUCAGAAUUUAGCAAAAUUUAAUGAAAUUUUAUCCUUCUUCAAAAAUAAUGCCCCAUUGUCAGAUCAUCACAUAACUGAUAUAAUGCAGGGUCAAAGAUUCAGGAAUCAUCCUGGACAGAUUGCACACGAAAAAAACAACAUUGCUUUGUUAUUAUACAAUGAUGAUAUUGAAUUAUGUAAUCCAAUUGGCAUGCACAGAGGUACUAACAAAAUAUGUUUAUUUUACGUGACAAUUCUGAACAUACCUGUCCAAUUACGAUCACGUUUAGCAGCUACAUUUUGCAUUGCUGUAUGUAAAAGUAAAUCAUUGAAAUCUUUUAAGACACAUGAGAUUCUUCUUAAUAAUUUCAUUAACGAUUUAAAGAUGCUUGCUUCUACAGGAAUUAUAAUUUCUUCUGAUCCACAAGGAGAAAAAUUUUAUGGCUAUUUAUUUGCAUAUCAUGCUGAUGCACUAGCAGCACAUCAAUUAUGUGGUUUUAAGGAAUGUUUUUCUCCUCGCGUUAAGCAACAAUGUAGAAUCUGUACUGCGUCAUUUACAUUAUUUCCUAAAAUGUCAUAUCAUUCUCAAUGUCCUUUGCGAGAUGAAAUACAACAUUAUCGAACUGUCGAUGAAAUGAAAAAAAUGAUGAAGGAAAAUAAGGCAUUGUAUUCCAAAAAGUCUCAAAAGAAUGGAAUUAAGCGAGAUACCAUAUUUCGGCACAUUCCUUUCUUCAAUAUAUUCAAAGAUGUUCUGUAUGAUCCUAUGCACGUAUUAUUGGAGGGUAUUGUUCCAAAAGAAUUAAGCUUGUUCCUGAAAACUAUUGUUUUGCAACGUUUAAUUACUCGUGAUCGCCUGAAUACUCUGAUUAGCAAAUUUAAAUUUCACAAAAGCAUUCCAAGUGGUGAAAGGCCUCGCAUUAUUCCUCCAGAUUUUUCUAUAUCGGGAACCAGUAAAGCAAACUUCACACUAAUGUAUCAUUUGCCGAUUCUUCUGCAUCAUGAUAUUCCUACUGAUAAUCAGCACUGGCAGUGUUUUCUUUUGCUUGUCGGACUUGUUAAAUUGAUAUGGUCACCUGCAUUGACAGUUGAAUCUUUAACUGCAAUAGAGGCUUUAGUUCAUGAACACCAAAAUUUGUAUGUGAAAUUAUAUCCAGGUAAUUUCUUUCCCAAGUUGCACAUGUUAGUUCACUUAGCUGCACAGAUGCACACUCAUGGGCCAGGUAGAUUCCAAUCAUGUAUACGUGCUGAAAGCAAACAUUUUGUUGUCAAGCAAAAGCGUUUUUUUUCCUACAAAAAUAUUUGCUAUUCUGUGAUGGAUCAUUUUCAAAUAGAAUGUGCUUAUCAAAUGUUUCAUAGUAAUGGCUCUGUUAAACAUUCUUUUUUAUCUCCAUCAGCGGACAUAAAAGUUAAAAAUGCUAUUAUAAAAGAGCAUGAAAGUACUAUCUUUGAAAUGUUACCUGAUUCUGAUAAUGUCUCUGAUGCAAUCGAAUUGUCAUACUUAAAAUAUCAUGGUGUACAAUACAAGAACAAUGUCAUUUUGAUAGUUGGAGAGAUUGAUGAUCAUCCUUUGUUCGGUAGAGUUUGUCGCAUAUUUCUCUUUGAAAAUGUGUUCUAUGUGCUUGUGGAAACUCUUCUUACAACAUACCAACAAAACACAUGCAGUUAUGUUGUAUCUUGUAAAAAUGAACUUAAAAUGUACAGCAUUUGCAAACUCGAGUAUCCAUGGACUGUCCCAGAAUAUGUUAUAAAUGGCAAGAUUCACAUUCUUUUGCCUUCGGGGUGGUUUACUGGUCUUGUAAAUUAAUUCCAUUAUUUUAUUAUUUUAAAUAUUGCAGCUUGAUAAUAAUAAAACCCAGUUAUUACCUAGCUUUAGUUCAUAUGUAAUGCCUUUUUUGGAAGGGCAAGCUAUGAGUCCCAAAAAAAAAAAAAAA